AAAAAUACCUGGUGCUAAUUUCUUCUCAAUUCAAAUACAUAAAUAAAUAUUAAUAAAAUGGCGGGCCGCGACACAUUCCAGCUGCGUUUCGCGGCUGUCGCGGCAUCCGCCGCCGUAUUGAUCUUUCUCAUGGCUGGUCAAGUCGCGGAGUCGCGUAUGAUCAACCUCUGCUCUCACACCGCGUAUCCAUCUUUGUGCCGACCUCUGGUGAAACGUGUCACGAGCCCUAGAAAAGCCACGCACCGAACCAUCCAGGCUUUGGAGGCUAAGACCAAACUAGCUCUAGCCGAAGCAGCUAGGUUCAAAAACGGUAACCAAGCGGUCAACACGUGUUACGAGACACUGAGCGAUGCGGUUUACAAUUUGGCGAGCGCGAGAAAGAGCAUAAGGAAACGCAAUGUGCCGGCGAUGAACACGUAUCUAACUGCGGCAGUGUCUGAUUACGGUGCAUGUGUGGACGGGUUUAUUGAAACACGUCAGGUUAAUGCGAUCCAGAAUGCAGUGGUUGACUUGAGAAAAAUUAGCAGCAAUUGCUUGACGUUGUCUACAUUGAUUAGAUGAUCGAUUAAAAAGAACAUUUGAUG
This is a messenger RNA of Arabidopsis arenosa, 584 nucleotides long. The record is from the annotation of a GenBank genome assembly. Lineage: Eukaryota; Viridiplantae; Streptophyta; Magnoliopsida; Brassicales; Brassicaceae.